This is a messenger RNA of Sarcophilus harrisii (Tasmanian devil), 6221 nucleotides long. RefSeq names its product protein kinase C alpha (gene PRKCA). The transcript is spliced from 17 exons. NCBI's taxonomy places the organism in Eukaryota, Metazoa, Chordata, Mammalia, Dasyuromorphia, Dasyuridae. Gene Ontology annotation, molecular function: zinc ion binding; ATP binding; diacylglycerol-dependent serine/threonine kinase activity. Gene Ontology annotation, biological process: protein phosphorylation. The coding region runs from base 1 to 2025 and encodes 674 amino acids. The record is from RefSeq and is a predicted model, not a curated record.
AUGGCCGACGUUUUCCCGGCCAAUGACUCUACCACGUCUCAGGACGUGGCCAACCGUUUUGCCCGCAAAGGGGCGCUAAGGCAGAAGAACGUGCAUGAAGUCAAGGACCACAAAUUCAUCGCCCGCUUCUUCAAGCAGCCCACCUUCUGCAGCCAUUGCACUGACUUCAUCUGGGGGUUUGGGAAACAAGGUUUCCAGUGCCAAGUUUGCUGUUUUGUUGUUCACAAGAGGUGCCAUGAAUUUGUCACUUUCUCUUGUCCGGGUGCAGAUAAAGGGCCUGACACUGAUGACCCCAGAAGUAAGCACAAGUUUAAAAUCCACACAUAUGGAAGCCCUACUUUUUGUGAUCACUGUGGCUCACUGCUUUAUGGACUUCUACAUCAAGGAAUGAAAUGUGACACCUGUGAUAUGAAUGUUCACAAACAAUGUGUAAUAAAUGUUCCAAGCCUCUGUGGAAUGGACCAUACAGAAAAAAGAGGACGAAUUUAUCUGAAAGCAGAAGUCACAGCUGAAAAACUACAUGUCACAGUACGAGAUGCAAAAAACUUAAUCCCUAUGGAUCCAAAUGGACUUUCAGAUCCCUAUGUGAAGCUGAAACUUAUCCCUGACCCUAAGAAUGAAAGUAAACAAAAAACCAAAACAAUCCGCUCCACACUAAACCCACAGUGGAAUGAGUCAUUCACAUUCAAAUUAAAACCUACAGAUAAAGAUAGACGGUUAUCUGUUGAGAUCUGGGACUGGGAUCGAACAACAAGAAAUGAUUUUAUGGGUUCACUUUCAUUUGGGGUAUCCGAGCUUAUGAAAAUGCCGGCAAGUGGAUGGUAUAAGUUGCUUAAUCAAGAAGAAGGUGAAUACUACAAUGUGCCCAUUCCAGAAGGGGAUGAAGAAGGAAAUAUGGAACUGAGACAGAAGUUUGAAAAAGCCAAGCUUGGCCCUGCUGGUAACAAGGUGAUCAGUCCAUCAGAUGACAGAAAAUCCAAUGUACCAUCCAACAACCUUGACAGAGUGAAACUUACAGACUUUAAUUUUCUCAUGGUCCUGGGGAAGGGUAGUUUUGGAAAGGUGAUGUUGGCUGACCGGAAGGGAACAGAAGAACUAUAUGCCAUCAAAAUUUUGAAAAAAGAUGUGGUGAUACAAGAUGAUGAUGUUGAAUGCACAAUGGUAGAGAAGAGAGUAUUAGCACUCCUAGACAAGCCUCCUUUCUUAACACAACUACACUCCUGUUUCCAGACAGUGGAUCGUCUUUAUUUUGUCAUGGAAUAUGUCAAUGGUGGAGAUCUCAUGUACCACAUUCAGCAAGUAGGAAAAUUUAAGGAGCCACAGGCAGUGUUCUAUGCAGCAGAGAUUUCAAUUGGAUUAUUCUUCCUUCAUAAACAAGGGAUCAUUUAUAGAGAUUUGAAAUUAGACAAUGUCAUGUUGGAUUCAGAAGGACACAUCAAGAUUGCUGAUUUUGGAAUGUGUAAAGAGCAUAUGUUAGAUGGAGUCACAACCAGGACCUUCUGUGGAACUCCAGAUUACAUUGCUCCAGAGAUCAUUGCUUAUCAGCCGUAUGGAAAAUCUGUGGACUGGUGGGCCUAUGGUGUCCUCUUAUAUGAAAUGUUAGCUGGACAGCCUCCAUUUGAUGGUGAAGAUGAGGAUGAACUCUUCCAGUCCAUAAUGGAACACAAUGUUUCCUAUCCAAAAUCAUUGUCCAAGGAGGCUGUUUCCAUCUGCAAAGGACUAAUGACAAAGCACCCUGCAAAACGCCUGGGCUGUGGAUCUGAGGGAGAAAGGGACAUCAGAGAACAUGCAUUUUUCAGAAGAAUUGACUGGGAGAAAUUGGAGAACAGAGAGAUCCAACCACCAUUUAAACCUAAAGUGUGUGGCAAAGGAGCAGAAAACUUUGACAAAUUCUUUACCCGAGGACAGCCAGUGUUAACACCACCUGAUCAACUGGUCAUUGCUAACAUAGACCAAGCCGAUUUUGAAGGGUUCUCUUAUGUCAACCCACAGUUUGUGCACCCCAUCUUGCAGAGUGCGGUAUGAAAUUGACCGACAGGAACAAAAAAACCCAAUUCCCUGGUCCCACCCACAGUGUUCCUUAAUUCCUAACAUUUUAAGGUCUCACUCUUGUUGCUUAUUCCAGUUGGAGACCUGAAAAUUGUAGGGUUAGAAGUCUAAAUGUGAUCAACCAUUCAGGAUCUCACUUUCAACCAAGAAACAUUGUCUUAGUGAAAGUUGAUAUAGUACUGAGUUUAGCGUUUUAGGAGCUGGUUGUCUGUCACUCUUACAAAGAAAACAAUUUCUUAACCCAUUUUGGUACGUUUUGAUAUAUUUUCUUUAACUUUCACCUGUCAAUUUUCAUCAGUAGAAUUCCUCACUAUAGAGUUCAGGUUAGAAUCCUAUCAUUAUCUGAUAGGCUGAGGAAUUGAACAGUCUUUGGAAUGGAAGCAUGGAAAGCACCUAAAGUAAGCACUGUGUUAGGGAAGGGGGUGUCUCAGUGAACCAGGUAUUACCAUAGUCUUUACUAGUUAAUUUUUAAAAAUUGCUAGAAAAGACCAAGGAAGAACUGGAGCAUGCAGAUGAUGACACAGUUGCAAGCUAAACAUUCCCAAACAUAGGCUGUUCAUAACCUAAUCACAGCCUAUCAGUUCUCAGUUUUUAAAAGACCAAAAAGAAAGAAAAGAAAAAUCAGACAAAUAUGUCAUGAAUCCAUCAUAUCAUGUCUGGCUGGUUUGAUAACUAGUUUUAAAUUGCAUUUCUAUUAAGAGGCCAAAUAUUUUAAGGACAAUGCUAAGGUAGCAUAUAAAAUCAUUUCAAAUCAAAAGUAACAAUUCCAUAUUUAUGUUCAUGUUAAUCUCUGAGAGAUUAUUCUGAGAUCCAGGGUGCCAUUGUUAAUUAUGCCACUAUUCAAGAGCAUUGUUAGCCAAUCUCACAAAACACAAUAUUUUGCUACUGACUUUAUUAACUUAGGAAGAAACUGAGCUGUAACCCUUUUUCCCCUUUUGUACUUAUUUAUUUGAUAGGUUGCAGUGUUGUUUAUGAAAGUACUAUGUACAAUAACUUAAUCAAGUAUUGAACUAGAGAGUCCAUCCCUAAAGUUGGGAAACUUUAUCCUUUUGAGUUUACUUAGAGAGAAAACAAAAAAGACUUCAUUUCCAUUUCCAUUUCCCAUUAAAUGACUUACCUGGAGAUGUAGAAUCAGUUAGCCUGGAUUAAAAUCAGUUCCCCCAAACAUUUAAUUUCUAGAAGGAAUUUACUAUGUUUUGCAUCUGCAUCAUGCAAUAAAAUUUGCAUGUUUAUAAUAAAUCUUAAUCUAUACUGUUUAUAUAAUCUUAUGCAGUAUAAAGAGAGUAUUAUAAUAAUUUUAUAAGGCACACUUUGUGUUAUAUUUGUGAAGGUUCUCAUUUCCAAGCAACUUCCCCCUUGUUUAGAUUCUAGUUUCAUGUUCUACUGCCAUGAUUCUUUUUUCCCUUGAAGCAUCUCCUAUUGACUGUCACUGGUAUCAAGUAUAUUCACUUUUUAACAUAGAUCAACUAUCCAAAAUGAAUGACUAUUUUUCAUGAUUUAGUUUGGCUUGUGUUAUAUCUGUCUGCUCCUACUUAUAAAAUGCAUACACAUACAUAAAGCAACAGAAGAUUUUAUUUUUGAGAUGACAUACUUAUCUUCUUAAUGCAAUCUUCUCCUUGUUGGCUCAUGCACAGUAUUUCCUAUUAAAGUUAAUGAAAAGUGAUCAUUUCCAAUACCAUAAUUUAUGCCGACUCAGACUUUCUUUCAGCACCUUGGGCCUUGUUUGUAUGAGUGAUUUGUAGGGAAAAGAAAGACAGAAAGGUUUCCUUCUCAAGAGGCAGGGAAUACCAGAAGCAUGUUGUCUGUGCUGCUAUUUGUGAAACAAGCUGCUGUGUAUUUUCUCAGCAUGUAACAUGCUGUCAUGAGAAGAAUAUUUGCCAUAUGAGAUUUAAUAUUGUAUCAAUCCUAACAGCAAAAGGGUCCCCCAAUUGUGCCAAAAAUACUCCAUUCCAGAAUGCAGGUUUCAUCAUGGCUGCUGGUAGAAGAGCAUGAAUGUUGUAGUGUAUCAUCCAAAGACAAGGUAGUCAAAGGACUUUUUAAAUGUCUGAUGACUCAAAAAUAUGAGCUAGAACUAUUCAUUGGCUCUUGUAGAGAUUGUUAGAUUUUCCUCUGUUUUUAAAAGCAUGUCUCCCAGCCAAACCUCUUUAUGCUUACACUACACACACACACACACACACACACACACACACACACACCCCAUACACAAUUUUUAAAGAAGAAAUAUUUAGGCUAACAUUUGGCCUGUUAAGCGCUCUCUAUGAUGUUCCUAUAUGCUUGGACUCUACAGUGCCUGGCAGGGGUAAAAAGAAAAUCAGGAAGAGAGAAAAGCAGAACCCCAGAAAGUGUGGUUCUAUGGCAAUCAGCCGCAGUUUCAGGCAUUUGUCACACCAAGGCUUCAGAAUUCGAAAGGGACUAUAGAGGAUUCAUACUAGGGUUCUGAGAGUCUAUGUACUUACGGCUCUUCACAGAGUUGACUUAAUUUAUUCUUGUUUGAAGUGUUAGAUUUCAGGGUCUAUAUCUAGAGUAAAAACUGAUUAAAGAGCAAAAAUCAAAGAAGUAGCUAAGGAUGAGACAAGUUCUUAGAACCAUUAAUUGUUCUCAAGUCAUAUCAUACAGACAGUUCCUGAUUAAAUACCAUUCUUUUCAGAAAACAGGCCUAGAACCAUGUUUGGAAGGGGGUCUUUUGAUUCCCAUACAGAUUUUCACAUAGAUUUUCUUAGGAAAUAAUCCUUGUAAAGUUUAGAUCCAAAAAGAUUGCAAGCUAAGGGUGAAUCCCUUUGCUCAGAAUAAGGGGAUUUUAGGCAUAGCAAAUUUGUUGAAAAUAGUUUUUAAAGACAAUGGUAUAGAAGUCAAUUGGAACAAGGUUGUUGGGUGGGGUUGACAUUAAAGAACUUAUGCUGUAUUGAAAUCUUAUAUGCUGAGGACAGAUGUUAGAACCUGUCCUGGAAUGGCUCUUUGAGAGAGUAACUCAUAAAAAUAAAGAAUUCUAUAGGCAGUUGUUAAGAGAUCUCUGACCUACAGUAUUAUAUGAAUACCAAUAUAAAAUUACAUGAAAGAAUUAUUAAAAAUAAUCUAGAAUCAGAACGUUUCAAUUAAGCUAAAACUCAUGAAAGUAAAUAGAAUUCUUUGGAAGAUGAAUUUAAUUCGGGAAAUAUUAAGUCCUUACUAUGUGCCAGACAUGCAAGACAAAAAUAAGAUGGCUUCUGCUCUCAAAGAGUUCACAGUCAAAACUCCCUUGAAAGAAAUGAUUACCCCAUACCAAUGACUGGUGCAAUAGUAACUUGUAGAGCCUAGAAACUUAUGAUUGGGAGCAUUACAUCCACUUGAUGGGCUCUGACUCAUUUUUCUCUCAGGAAGCAAAUGCCUUAGGAAAAUUUAAAAGCUAUUUGAGUUAGAUUUUUUUCUCCCAGACAAUAUCGAAUAGUUGUAGACCUUAAGAGUUUUAAUUCUGAUUUCCUGGGAUUUUUUCUCCUGACUUCUUUCUUCACAGAAGUUAAUAAGUGUUUGGACUGAGAAAAAUUACACAACUGAGUCCUAGAUAUUAGUGCCAGGUUAAAGUCAAAUAAGAAAAUGAGAAUGGAUGCAAAAAAUAAUAAAAGUGAUUUAAGUAACCCAUUAAUAAUGAUAUGCUUUUUUCUUAGUGCAUGCAAAAAAAAAAUAAAAGUGGUAUAAGUAAAUCAUUAAAAAUGAAAUACUUUUUUCUUAGUGCCUUUAUUCUGCAAUCUCUGUAAAAUAAUGCAAAAUCUAACAAAACCUUUUUGAUUGGACUUACUAUUUAAAUUAGUCAUUUAGAAUAACAUCACAUCAGUUUUCAGUCAUCAGUCUUCAAGGAAACUAUUCAAAGAGUAGGAGAGACAGUGAUCAAAUUUAAUUAGACUGAAAGAGUAUUUAUUGAGUUCCAGCCAUAUACUUCUUACUGGCAGCAAAAAGGGAUUCUGGAACCAUCUCAGUAGAAGAAGAGUCCUCCACAUAAAAAGUGAUGGGACAAAAACAGGAUAGGACAGAAUGAAAAUGAGAUAUACAUACUCUUGCAUACUCUGGAAGUUCAAAGACCAGAGACAUUAGUGGAGAUAUGAUGGUCAUUGCUGAAGAGGAAAAAUUUGAACUGGAUUCUAAAGUAUUAGAAUAUUUAUUAUAUGGCAUUUUAAGGAAGAAACUCCAGUUGUUUUAAA